This is a messenger RNA of Lodderomyces elongisporus, 456 nucleotides long. RefSeq names its product cytochrome c oxidase subunit Va (gene COX5). Bases 1 to 456 code for a protein of 151 amino acids. The transcript has 2 exons. Lineage: Eukaryota; Fungi; Ascomycota; Pichiomycetes; Serinales; Debaryomycetaceae. Gene Ontology annotation, biological process: mitochondrial electron transport, cytochrome c to oxygen. The record is from RefSeq and is a predicted model, not a curated record.
AUGAGUGAAAACACAUUGGUGAAACAAUCUAUCAGACUUAACAGCACAGUUGCCAAGUCAUCAGCUCCAAGAGCCUUGUCCAACGCCUACAUUGGUAAGUUGGAAUCCAGAUGGACCGCAUUGCCAAAGGAAGACCAAAACACAUUGAUUGAAGAAUUGAAAGCAAGAAUGGAAUUGCCAUGGCAAGAAUUGACUUCUGCCGAGAAGAAGGCUGCCUACUACAUCUCCUUUGGUGAAUGGGGUCCAAGAAGACCAUUAUACGCACCAGGUGAAAAAUCCAGGAUUUUCCAAAUUGUUGCUGGUUCAGUUGUUGGUUCAUUCCUCUUGUUCUUUGGUAUCAAGGCUGUUUCUGCUCCAUUGCCACAAAGUAUGGAGAGAGAAUGGAUGGAAGCUUCUGAUGAAUACUUGAAAUCCAAGAAUGCUAAUCCAUUCACCGGUUACUCUCAAAUUCAAUAA